This is a messenger RNA of Cladocopium goreaui, 4314 nucleotides long. The record is from the annotation of a GenBank genome assembly. Lineage: Eukaryota; Dinophyceae; Suessiales; Symbiodiniaceae.
AUGAAGCUGGAGGAGCCGUUGCUUCCCAAGCCUCGAAGAAGUCGAUCGAAAAUCCACGAUGUGUUGGAGGGGAAGGGUCCAUAUGGCUCGUCCUAUAGCUUCUUCCUCACGGUCGUCAUCUUGGUGAACAUCGCCAGCUUUGUCCUGUCCACGGAGCAGAAAAUGGACGACUACCGAGCUGUGUUUGAUAAAGUGGAAAUAGCCACGGUCUGCAUCUUCACCAUUGAAUAUGUCCUGCGAUUUAGCACCCGGGGAGGGACAUGUUUGAGUCGUAUUCGGUGGAUGUUCACCAACUUCUUCUCCAUAGUCGAUCUGAUAUCGAUUUUGCCAUUCUACGUGGAUCUUGCCAUUCCUGGUAGGCAAAGCUAUUUGGCCACGCAAUGGGUUCGAGUUGCACGUUUGCUGCGACUGCUUCCACCCCUGCCCUACGAUCUGAUUUGGAAGAAGAGCAGCAAACUUCUGAUGGCCAGCGGCUUCGCAGGUUUCACCGUUUGGGUCAUUUGUGCGGCGCUUUACUAUUGGUUUGAGACAAACAACCCCGAGAUGACCUACUGUCCGGAUGAUGAGUUCAAGCACGAGGAUGCUUGUUGGAAUCGCUUCCACUCCAUCCCAGCAGCAAUGUACUACUCCCUCUUGAACUUCUUCGGUGAGUUUCCGUUGGCCGAUCAGCACUCCCUCGGUGGUCGCUUCGUCGGCGGUUUCAUUCAGGUCAUGGGGGCAGCGGUCAUGGCCAUCCCGGCGGGAGCGCUGGGCAACGCCUUUUCCGAACUCGUGGAGAAGGAGAUGAACGACGAGGAAGCAGCAGAGCAGCAGGAUGGAGUGGAUCCAGAGGCCCAGACGCAGAAGACUCCGCUGAAGGUGGGUGUUGACACUGUUCGUUGCCUCGACGGUGAGAGAGAGGUCAAAACCUACCCGGUGACGGAGGAUUUUGCGGUUGACCUGGCAGAUGCCUGGUUUAUUCUCAGCGUGCUAUUGGUGGCGGCAUCCUCACUUUAUUUCAUUCUGGGCACUCUGAGAAACUUACCCUCGCGCUUAGAUGAGCUGUUAUUUGUCCUGGCAGUUCUGGAUGUGAUUGCAACUGUGACAUUUUCAGUGGAGUACAUCUACAGGAUCCGGGCGGCCAGCAGUGUUAGCAGUGGCUUGUCCUCCCUGCGGUACAUCGUGAGUGGUUUCGGCAUCAUCGACGGCCUGUGUGCGCUGAUCCCAGCCUUCGGCUAUGUAUAUCCAAAGCCAUUCUUGCGCGCUUUUGCCACGCUGCGUAUUCUCAAGCUGGAGCGAUACAUCGGAGCUUUCAGCUCCUUCAAGCAGAUCUUGUGGCAAAACAGGGCAGUGCUCUCUGUCACUGGCGGCGCAGCAGCCGUGAUGUGGGUGAUUUUCAGCACCCUGAUGUACUACGCUGAACGCAAGAAUCCGGACCCAGAGAUGGCUAGCCACUACUCGAGCGUGUCCACUUCCAUGUGGGUAACACUUCUGAACUUGUCCGGGGAGGCUCCGCUGUGCGAAUACACCACGGCUGGAAAGUUCAUCUCUGCCUUGAUGGGAUUGAUCGGGGUCGGCUUCGUGACGAUUCCCAUGGGAGUUCUUGGUUCAGGCUUCCAGGACCUGUUGGAACAGGAGGAGGAAGCCACUGCAUCCACUGCCCCAAAAAAGCCAGGCCCAGCUGUGGAACCUCAGUGGAUGACCUUCAGACAACUUGUAUACAAGUUCCUGCAAGGCUCAGCAGCGAACCAGGUCGAAGACCUGAAUCGCUGGGAAGCCCGUGCGGUGUAUUUUGAACGACUUAUUUUCUUCACCAUUUUUGUGACUGUUAUGGCUGCCAUUAUGGAGACCGUGGAUGGCUUUGAUCCACCUGGCUCCUUCAACCGUCAGGUUCUGGAUGUCAUUGAGAUCAUGGCCACACUUCUUUUCACCGUUGAGUAUGGCCUUCGGUACUUCUCAGCACCAGAGGCACCAGAGUGGGCAGCCAGGGGCUACGUAAGUGACAGUGCAGCUCGGUGGAGUUUUGCCACAUCCAUCUCCUCCAUCAUUGACCUUUGCGCCAUCGCACCAUACUACCUGGCCCUCUGCGGAUCCAGCCUGGCUGAUCAGUACGAUGGCGAGCUGCGCAUGCUUCGGAUCUUUCGACUGCUGACGCUGGACAAGUACAUUCCAUCUGUGUCAUUGAUUGGAAGGGUAUUCGCAAAGCACGCAAAGGAUUUCCAGAUGGCUGCCUAUGCUUCAGCCUCGCUUUGGUUGAUUUUCUCAGCACUGAUGUGGCUCACCGAGAGACACGACACAACAGAGGUAGAUGACCUUACCAUGGCCCAGCGAUACGGAACCAUGUUCAGCGCCAUGCCAUACACCUUGGUUCACCUCACAGGAGAUUAUCCCCUGAUUGACUAUGAUUUCCCUGCCAAGUGCGUGCUAUUCCUCGCCCUGCUCUUCGCAGUUGGAGUGGUGUCAGUUCCCACCGGUCUCUUAGCAUCUGGCUUCACGCAGGAGCUGAAAAAGUUCCGGGCAGAAGAAAGACAGAAACGAGUGGAUGCAGCCACCACCAUUGAGCGAGCAAUCAUCAGCUACUUGCGGCGGCGCCGUCUUCGAAAGAUUACUGAAGAGACAAAGGCUCAGAGCAUGAACUUGAAAAGACAAAAGGACAUCGUGAAAAAGGACAACCCAAACAAGAUCAAAAUGGUCGACUUUUUAGAACAAAAGACCCUAGCGGGACGUGUGUGGAAGAAGGUUAUGCUGCUCCUGAUCAUUCUGAAUGUUCUGGCAGUGAUUGGCGAAAGCAUGUCCUGGGUGAAGGAGGCCCUUGGCUCCGACUUCUUGAAUGGUUUCGAGUUAAUGAGUGUGCUACUCUUUACCUUCGAAUACCUAGCAAAUGUGUGGUCAGCAAAUGCCAACAUCAGGUACUGUUUUCAUCGUCGAAAUUAUACCCUGUCCUUCUUUGGUAUUGUGGACCUUGUGACUGUGGCACCCUUCUGGGUUCAGAGUGCGAUGUACCUUAGUGGGAUGCAGUUCAAUGCCUUCAUCUUCCGCAUCGCGCGGCUGCUACGAAUCCUGCAACUGGAAGACUUCGUGGAAAGCUUCACCUUGCUGGACGAUGCAUGGCGUAGCUGUCGGGAGACCAUGGUUGCGACGGGGUUCAUGGCCUUGCUGGUUUGGGUCUGUGGGGCUGUUCUCUUCUACGAAUUUGAGCAGGACAACCCUGCCAUGGAGGGCGCCUUCAAGGACCUGCCGUCCAGCAUGUACUUCACCAUCAUUUUCCUCGGCGGCGAGUGGGCAAAAAUAGACUUCACACCAGGCUCUAUGGAAUACCCAUCGGUGCCGUGUUUGAAGCUUUCAGUGAUGUUUUGGAUGAUGUGUGCACGGAGCUCCGCCACCGAGCUGAGCAAGCGGAUUUGGAGGCCAGAGCAACUCGAGAGCGCAAGUCUCGACAGGCGGAGCAGAUGCGAUACCUGGAUGACAAGCGGAGCCACUGUGAAGAGGCAAGCGAAGGAGCCCGGGGCCAAGUUGGCCUCGAUACUUCGAUGCCCGGAUGACAUCCACUGGACAUCCACUGGACACCAACUCUUUUCACUUCCACGUUGCACCAAGGCUGAGUUGAAACGACUGGAGGUGCAGGCUGAGCCGAUGUUGUCGCAGCUGAGUACUCUGCGGAAGCAGCUUGCAAAAAGCGAGGAGAGUGCCAAAGAACAUGCUGCACGGCUAGCCACCUGCAAGGCCUUGCUUCCACAAAUGGUUUCAGAGCUCAAAGCAGCACAGGUGGAAGAACUGUCCAACCUGCGAACUUCACAGCUUGAGGAACUUGCCAAACUUGAAGUUGAGUGGACCACUCAGGUUUCGGACUUGAAGUCCUACCAUUCAGAGGAGGUUCGUAGUUUGAGGCACCAAAUUGAAGAGACGACCCGGAGAUGUCAAAGGAUGUUGAUGGAGCGGGACGAUGCCAGAGAGCAGUUGUUGGUUCGUCAGCGGGAGGGCGCCCGCGCCCAGCAACAAUGUUCUGAUGCUCGACACGAGGUGCUUGAACUUUCAGUUCAAGUCAGAUCAACCACCCCUGGUACUGCGACACCAGCACGGCAUUUGAACCGAUCGCUGUCGGCAUCGUUCUUGGACUCGCCCUACAAGAUGUCCAUCCAGGAUGCCCGAGAACUCGACGCAGAAGCCUUGGAUUUGAGGCAGCGCUGCCGAGACCUGGAAAGGCUUUGUUCCAGGAUGCACAGCUUGCUGGAGAGAGGGCAGGAAGCUUGUGAGCGGUGGAGGAAAGCCGGAGUCAGCAUGGCCACCCUUGAAGAUCAAGGUGAUGUGCUUCCCUUCGAGCUGGGUCCGGCCUGA